Molecule: messenger RNA, 7710 nt
Organism: Apus apus (common swift)
Lineage: Eukaryota; Metazoa; Chordata; Aves; Apodiformes; Apodidae
Gene: ZNHIT6
Product: zinc finger HIT-type containing 6
Exons: 10
Coding region: 17-889 (290 amino acids)
Biological process (GO): maturation of LSU-rRNA from tricistronic rRNA transcript (SSU-rRNA, 5.8S rRNA, LSU-rRNA); snoRNA localization; box C/D snoRNP assembly
Cellular component (GO): nucleus; pre-snoRNP complex
Source: RefSeq, a predicted model, not a curated record
GCGGUGCCGCGCGGCCAUGGCGGGGCGGGAGGGCCCCGGGAGCCCCGCGCGGCCGCCGGGCGGGCGGAAGAUGUCCCUGCAGAGAUGUGAAACGUGUAGCGAAGAGGAAGCGAAGUACAGGUGUCCACGAUGCAUGAAAUACUCGUGCAGUCUGUUGUGUGUAAAGAAGCAUAAGCUUGCACUGAGCUGUAACGGAGUCAGGGAUAAAACAGCGUUUGUCUCUGUAAAUGAAUUUACUGACUUGAACCUUUUGAGUGAUUACCGUUUCCUGGAAGAUGUAGGAAGGACAGCUGAUGCUGCUGCUCGACAUCCUACUGUGCAUAGUCCGUCAACAAAAAAACUUUUAUAUUGCUUGAGAAACAGAGCUCGAAGGUGUGGUAUUGACCUGAGGACACUGCCCAUUGGAUUCACAAAAAGAAGAGAAAAUUCAACCACUUUCAAUUGCAUGGAGAAGAAGUUCUACUGGCAUUUGAAGCUCGUAUUUCCUCAUUGUCAUGCUGAAUACACCUUAAAAGGGGUGCCUGAUGAUAAAACACUUGCUGAUAUCCUUAAGCCGUACAUUGACCCAGUGGAGUCAGAUCCUGUAGUUUGUCAAAGAUUAAAAAUCUAUACAAUGUCUCCUCAGUCAGAUGUACGAAUUUUAAUGAAAAUAGAAAACAGGAAGCAAAACUCUGUCAGGUACAAUGAACUGGAUGUCAGUAGAAGCCUUCUAGACAAUUUGAAAGGCAAAAUAAUAAUUGAGUAUCCGACGUUAUUUGUGGUCUUGAAAACACUGAAGAAUGACAUGGUGGUUCUUGGCCAAGAUGCCAGUGAAGCUGCAGAGAACUCGGACAAUGAAACUUCAUCCCUUUCAUCUAUGGAAGAAGGGGAAAUUCGGGACAGUACAUGAUGGUUUUUUGAGAGAACAGGGUGGAAUGAGCCUUUCAUAUGUAUUUUUGUUUAAUUUAAUUUAAUCUUUUUUUAAACAACUGAGUUCUCAGGGGUUUGGUUUAGCUUCAGUCACUGAAGGCACCACUUCCUAACUGCCUGCCUAUUUUUUAAUUUAGGAAUGCAUGUUUAGGGAUGUAAAUGAAGAGAUGAGGAAUUGCUGAUUCCAGAAGAAAUCUUGUAUUCUUAUUUAAUUGCACCCUUUUUUCCAUGUAUCUUUAACAAAUCAGAGUAACCCAAAUUUAAAGUUUCCAAGUUAGUUUCAACAAUACAUGUUUUCUUUUACCCUAACAGCUCAGUGUCUGAUUUCUGAGUUUAAGUAUUUUAUAUGUAUUUGUAUGUGGAUUUGAGUCUUAAUGCUUAAACCUACUGAAAAAAGAUGCACUACAUUAAUUUUUUUUCAGAGUGAUUUUUUUGUUGUUGUUUAUUUUAUCAUGCUGAGCUGCUGCAAAUUAUCUUACUUUACUUUGACUUGAAUCUUCUGUUGUGACACUUUGGGUGCCUGAUGCAAUACAUAUUUUUUUUUUCUUACUUGGUUUCACCUUGUUUAAUGUCUCAAGGCUAGGGUGCCAUGUUGCAUGGGUUUUUAAGUCAGUAGAGAUGGAUACAAGCUUGUCACCAGGGUUAAUAUAUUGGACUUCUAAACAAUGCUUGUAUUAUGCAUCUCAUUACUAGUUUACUGAAGAAAGGUGGUGUAAAUAUUUACUGGAGUAUCAACUAAACUUGCCUACUUAAAAACAAAUCUUAAAAAAAGUCCUGUACUGUAUCAUCUGCUGGCCAUAGAAAUCUUUUGUUAACUUCUGAGAACAUUUCUAGAUCCCAGACCACUUACCACUGUAUCUAAGUCCCUCGUGUCUGUGGGGUCUGUUGGAGAUGAGAGCAGCAGGAGCCAGCUCAGCCUCUCAGCACACUUGCACUCAUGAUUCAGCACCAGCGUUUGGGGCUGGUUUGCAGAGAUCCAGCUAAGUCAGCAUUUGUAACAUCUUACGGGCAUGGUCAUUUUGUAACCAGCUCUGUGAGGUUGUUGCUGCCAUCAUUGUUACCCCAAUUUUUUAGUGUCUCCUGCUUGAGACUAGCACCUUUGUGAGAAAAGAAAAGAUGGUGGCAUGGGAUGCACACUAAACUGCCAUGAAGGUGUUUUUUCAGUCAUGUGUUCUUCCUGCCAGUGCUGACAUGGGUAGAAGGACAACAGAAAGCAAGGAGAGGAGGAACUUGUUGAGAUAAUAGGAGCAAUAUAGGAGAGCUUGAGCCUCUGGACUCAGUCCAGGCCUCAGGUCACCAAGCUGUCAGUUCCUUACCAGUCAUGUUGCGAGGAAGGGGUUUUUGAGAUGUUCAGAGUUUUAGAAGUGGGUUUUUUUCACACUUUUGCAAACAAAAUGUCAUUAAAAAUUUUCAUUGACACAUCUAGCUGCUCAGAUUUUGAAAGAAUGUCAGACCUUUGUAGUCACAUACUACUUUUUCUCACAGUGGGAUCACGUGUCUUUUCCCUUGUGUGUUUUGCAACCCUGGCAAAACAGGGAAGUUUUGCUUCUUGCGUGGCAGUAGCCACUCGUGCUCUGUUUUCUUUAUUAGUCAUUGUUGGUCCUUUGCCCACCUCUUGGUUCAGUGUUUGGGGUUUUUUUAACCCUUUUUAAAGGAGCAGGAUUCCUAACUAUAGGUGCUGCUUUCAUAUUUUUUCAGUUCAGUGAAAGUGAAUAAGCUUUUCCUAAUCAGUGAUUACUGCACGCUGACUUGGUAGCCACAAAUUACUUCAGUCUUGAACCCAUUCAUAACAACAUCGAUAAAAGAGCAGAACAGCAAAACUGCCACAGUUCAUUUGCCAGAAAAUGUUUCAUCCGGAGUAAAAGCGUGGCAUUUCUGUUAAGAUUCAUAGCACACAGUGGAAAUUAGAGUCCUGCAAAUAUUAGUGUAGAUCUGCAUGUGUGCCUGAUUAGUGUUUGGCUCAGGAACUCAGACUUGUAAUUUGCAUUACUUUCCUACGCUCUUGGAGGCUUUCAUUAAUUGUAUGAAAGGGUUUGCCUGCCUUGGUUUUAUUUUCUUGCGUAAAUACACUUUAAGCAUCCUGGUGAGUCAAAUGCAACCAUAAUUUGUUUUAAACUGAAGAUUCUGUUAAAUCUAUCUUUCAGAUUUAAAUUCUUUCCUACCUUAAAGAAGGUUUUAAAAAAUCAUUAAGGGGCAUUCCUGUGGUGAUUAUUAAAAUAAAAAUGUCCCAAACAAAGCUGGGAAUCAUCUUCCAGAGUUCAGUAAGAUUGAUAGUAAAAGGCCUUGGUAACAUUUGCCAUUCAUUCCCAGGUUACUGUGUACCUUUUUUUAUUUUAUACCGAUAAUGGAUACACUGGUUUGAACAGUGGUGAUGCAUCAAAUACAAGCCAAGAUGAAAUUCAAACAUUCACUUUUGCUAAAAUUUAAUUUUGGUUUAUAAAAAUGAAUCGAAAUUACAAUCUCUGGCUAAAAGCACAGCCUUACUGAUGGCAGGUGAGCAGUGCAGGUCCUGCAGCAGUGAUAAUUAUUCAUAAUAGUAAGAUUAUGGAUUUAUUCAUAGUUUUUGCACUCUCUGGCUAGGCUGAUGUUUUUAAAUGUGUUCACAGGCAGUUCGAGUUUUAAUUCCUUUUUAAUUCCUUUCUGAGUGGCUCAACCCAGAACAAGCAUCUUGUAAUAAACUGAAGAGAGGAAAUGCAUCUUUAAAAGCUGUAUUUUAAAAUUUCUGGUCUAGCACUUGAAACUGUUGCAAUCAUGUUAUACAAGGAUCCCUGCAGGACUUGGUUCAGCACAGAUGAUGUCUGUGAAUGAAAACUGUGAUACAGUUUUUAUCUUCAUCAUUCAACACCAGCUUGAUUUUAUGCCUAUUAUGCUUACUCAUUUAUUUUCUCUAUGAACGGCUUGGCAGAAGGAACAAGCAAUUUGUGUGUGCUGUUGUUAUGGCAUUUCUUUCAGUGUUUAGACUUUGCAUGUUUCAAACCAUGAACCCUCACAGCAUGCUUGAGCUGAAGGACCAGCAGCUUACAAAGCAGAGAGUCAAGGCACUUGUCCCAAAUGGACAUGCUACUUAAAAAAAUUAAAAGUUUAAUGAAGUCAUCCCUUUCACAAGCUGUAAAGGACAAAAAUAGAGCAUAGCUAAGAGCAUAGCAAUAGCUGAGAGGUAGGACUGAGUCACAUGAAAGAACUUGGUUCUUUUCCUUUUUUGUAUAACUUCCUGGGAGUAUGAGGCGUAAGUUACUGAGUUGUCAUGGGUAAACAGCAUUACACCCCCUGUCAGUGUGACAGCUAAGUUUUGAAUUAAAACAUCUGAAUUCCAGCUUUUACUAUACUUAUUCCCACGUCAGAAAUUGUUGCUCUGUAGAGGAGAGGAGAGUCAAGCUGCAAAACGUCUGCUUAGUGCUAGGUGCCAGAGGCACACAGGACCAGUUUUUGUGACUCAAGUUGAACAGUGCAGUUUACUUAGCAUUCAGAGUAAAACUGUUUACAGUGCAGAACACUGAUUCUAGUCUUAAAAAGUCCGUAAAUGUCUGUAGUGCUGAUAGAAAGUCCAACCCCUGUGUUGUGUAUAAGCGGAGCUGUGACUCAGCCGCCGCCCUGAUCCAGCUGUUCUCUAUUGACAUCUGUAGGCGCUGAGAAUGUAUAACACCUUGCAAGAGCCAGGGCUCAAAGAGUAAACAUACAGCUGUGAUGAUGUAACUUCAGGCCAUAUUCGGUCACAAACAUUUCAUUCUGUUUCCUUAAGUCCCACGCUCUUUUCCUGAAAACAUUUAUUCUUCCUCCAUCCAAAGGAAAAAGUAUCUUGGAUUUGUGUUUAUGUUGUUGCUAUGGCAUUCAGUUAAACUGGAUGCAGAUGCACGUUCCGUUAAUAAGAGGAAAAAAAAAAAAAUGAACUGUGUACUUCAGUGAACAAAGAUUACCCUGUGUUUGUGUUAAAAUGUUGCUAUGGCAGUGCAUAUGGUUUUAUUUGGUAGAAAUUUGUGGUGAAAUGGAAGGAAGUCACGUGUAGGCAAGACAAGAAAUGGCAGCAAAAACAACUAAAUAAAUACUGAAACUGAAAGGAAAUUUGCAGAUGACAUGUGAAACUAGGAAAAAACAAGGAUAGUUGUUUUGCUGCCUGUAAUUUGAUAAGAGAAAUGGGUUCCCACUGUGUCCUGGCAGAUCUCUGUGACCUGUCGGACAAUGACUUGCCCUCUAAUGAUGCUUUAAUGUGAGAGCCUCUUUUCACUUGUUGGCUCUGUGCAUUGCAACAUUGUUUUGUUUUGGAAGCAAAGUUCUGCUGGCUUGGCCUGAUUUCACCACUGCUAACUUUUCUUGCCGAAAGCAUUUCCAGGCUAUCUUUUUGUAGUAGGCUUUUUGGCAGGAAAAAUCAAUACAGUGGUAAAAUAUGAAAAGCCAGUAGAGCCUUCCCUACCUUUGGGGCAAGAAGUCUUUGUGGAUUUACUGGCACCUACUAGUGACAGAAACCAUGGAUUAUUAUUGUAACUACUGGCACAGUAGUCCUUGAAUUUAUCUAAUCCUUUUGCAUUAGGCUUCUUUUUGUAUCAGUUGCAUCAGUACAGCUGUUUGUGGGGUUGCGUGACAAAUCAGAGUGGGUUAAAAAUAAUCUGCCAAAGAAGCAGGGAUAGAAAUGGGAGGAGAGAGCGAGUCUUGAUUUAGAGGAUAAAUUUCCACACUGGGAGCUGGCUGGUUCCUGUAUGAUCCCAGCUGGUGAAAAAGCAAAAGUGUUUUUAAAAUGACAUUGCCACUUUCUUCCCAUCAUCCCAGUUCUGCCUCAAGAAGGAGGAAGAAGUGGCUGUGAAAGCUGCCUAUUGCCUUUCCAGUCCUUGCUUCCAGGUUUUCUACUCAAUUGUGUUGUAGCCCCAGAACCUAUCCACUUUGCCAGGAGUGUCAACAGGGAGUAGAGGUAUGUCCAAAUGAGGCAAAAAUUAAGUUGGUGGCAUUCAGGAAAAAGAGCAGAUGGGUGGUGCUAAAAGCGUGCCUUGUAAGUCCUUGUCACUUCUUAUCUGAACUCUCAGUGGUGUCUCUGCUGACCUUUUUUUCCCAACCUCUGCUUUCAGCUGUUCUCAGGCAUCCCUGUUUGGCUUAAUGGGAUUGUUCCACCACAGCAUGAGUAUUGGCUUCUGUAGAGUAACAUGUAUUUUCCUGUUUUAAGGUCUCAUUAGUAGGCUUGCUGUUUUUACAGCCAAGAUGUCUUGAUGUUUGAUUUUGUCAAAUUCAUUAGCUAAUUAGAAUCUAACAUGGUUGGCUUGAGAUGCUCAAGGAAAAUCAGCAGCUUCUAAGAAACUGGUGUCUUUGACUCAAUCUGCUGUGCUUCUUGGAUCUGGUGUUGAACCAGUGUUCUCGAAAUAGUGCUGGGCUACACUGCUGACUGUCCAGCUGAUACCUAACGGAGUCAUUCAUUCUUACUGGAACUGCAUUCAUCCUGAGGCUUAAGUUGUUAUUGUGUCCUAGGUAGACUCCCCUCUGAGCAAAUCGAUGCACCAUACCUUUAAAUUUCGUCUUGUCUAGUAAACAAAAAUCUUACAACAUCUUGUGUAAUCUUGUCCUCCUGGACAAGUUGCUACAUUCCAUCCCAUAAGUGUACUUCAAGACAGAUGAAGUUGCUUAUGUGAAUGGUGCCUAGGAUCUUCUCCCGUAUAAACUACAUGGAAGUCAUAGCUCUGUAGUUUUUCUGAGGGAAAAGAUGAUAGCAUACUGGAUACCAUCUAUUCCAUUUCUUGGGGUUUGGUCUUUACAGGGUAGCAGAUGCAGGUGCUUACUACUAUAUCAUUGUGUUGGUUGAAAUCUUCUUUUAUAGGAUUUAUAUUUUCUAGACACCAAGUGUCAUUGCAGUUCAAUGCAGUUCAGUUGUUCAUGAGUUGAAAUGCAUUUAUAGGUAUCUCCAAAUCUAGUUGUGUGUUACUGCUUUCACCACAGCACCUCCACAUUUCUAUGGGCUAUUUUAUACAUUGCUAUGUAAUGUGGAGAAAAAAAUGGUGCAGAUCAAAACAGGGACAUCUCUACAUGAAAAAACAGACUUGAGGCAGAGCAGCCAGUGAAACUGCACAGCCUUCCCUUGCCGUGUGCUGAGCACUCUGGGCACUGCAUGGGAAUAGUUCCACUGAUUGAACAGAAGUAAACUGAAAUGUGCACGUGCAUCAAAGUGCUUUUCUGCAAGAUCGGCUCAGAAGGGGCAGCAUCUGGCAAGAGCAAGCCUCUGUUAUAACACAUUUAACUGCCUCUGUGUAGGCCGAUAGGUUCCACUUCCAACCCUGAACAACUGCCCACUGCAAACUUCCUUCUCUAAGUCCUCAAGACCUAUGCAGCUGAGGUCAGAAAGUCUCCUGUGUACCCAUAUCUGUCUGCAGAACUCCCUGUCUGGAGCAUGGGGGGAUUCGUGCAGCUUUGGUGGACUGUGAGCUCAGGAAAUCCUCCUGCAGCAGUCCCACGGAUCCACAGUUUCUCUGCCAGUUCCCAUGCCACCUCGGCUGCCUGCCAGCAGCAGGGAGGUGGGCCCAGUUCCCAGGUGAUGUCCACCAGAGGGUCAGGCAGGCCAGUGGGGCCUGCUUUGCUGUGGGCUCUGCAGUAAUUUAUGUAUGGAAUAUAGAGGUUCUCAUGGCUCAGUGAGGGUUAAUGAAUAGCUUGGCUGUCCCACUGUCAGUGAGAUGUUAGCUUUUCCUCCAUCUGCUGCUUAUUCAGGAGAGCGAGCUAGCAGCAUCCCACGUGAGGGGAUUAUUCAAUGUAAUCAUGGAAGCCUGUGUUCUGUGUACUCCUGCUUUUGUUUCCUGUGAUGCAGCGCUUAAUAAAGCAGAAACUUUUGUCUUU